AGUCCUCAGUGUCGGACACGUAGUGGGAACGAGCAGGUCCCGAUGCGCAAGUCGCGGCAACCCUCGGCGGAGAUGAAGGCGGACUCCGACUGGCUCUGAGUUUUAACUGCCCGUUUCAUUCAGGAGCUCGGUCGCCAGCGGUUAUCAAUAUGGCAGAGCCGUUAUCCCAAGCGCCCGCUGCUGCUGCAAAAAUGGCGUCACUGAACCGGGUCCGAGCUUUAGCGAUGAUUUUCUUAACUGUCACGGGCUGUUGUGUCGCCCCGACAAGUGGCAAGGAAGGUUCCGAGGAGACCACCGUCAUCAUCGGGCUGCGACUGGAGGACACGGACGACAUUUCCUUCAUGGACAGGGGCUACCUGCGCGUGAGUGAGCGCUCCCGGGUCAAACUGCGGGUGUACGGCCAGAACAUCAACAACGAGACCUGGUCCAAGAUCGCCUUCACGGAGCACGAGCGGAGCCGGAGCGUUGACAGCUCCUCGGGGGAUAACCAGAGUCAGGAGGAGCCGUCCGGCUCGCAUCCCUGCGGCAUUAGGACUUCGGAUAUCAUCAUAUUGCCUAACAUCAUACUGAACCGAAAGACGUCGGGAAUAGUUGAGAUCGAAGUCAAACCUCUGAGAAAGACGGAGAGGAGUAAAUCGUAUUACCUUUGCAUCGCCACCUCCACGCCGGCCGUGGCCGGGAUGCACGACCCGUGGACGGAGAACACUUGGAUCUACCACGACGGGGAUGACACCAAAGUGAUAGUGGUGGAGGAGAAAAAGUUUCUGCUGCCGUUCUGGCUCCAGGUCAUCUUCAUCUCCAUGCUGCUGUGUCUGUCGGGCAUGUUCAGCGGCUUGAACCUGGGGCUCAUGGCCCUGGACCCCAUGGAGCUGCAGAUCGUCCAGAACUGCGGCACGGAGAGGGAGAAGAACUACGCUAAAAAGAUCGAACCGGUGCGGAGCCAGGGGAAUUACUUGCUUUGCUCGCUGCUGCUCGGGAACGUGCUGGUGAACACCACGCUCACCAUCCUGCUGGAUGACAUCGCAGGUUCGGGCUUGAUCGCGGUGGUCAUGUCCACCAUUGGAAUAGUGAUUUUCGGUGAGAUCGUGCCGCAGGCCAUCUGCUCCAGACACGGCCUGGCCGUCGGUGCCAACACCAUCCUGCUCACCAAGUUCUUCAUGCUGCUCACCUUCCCCGCGUCCUACCCGGUGAGCAAGCUCCUGGACUACCUGCUCGGACAGGAGAUAGGGACUGUCUACAACCGGGAGAAGCUUCUGGAGAUGCUGCGCGUCACGGACCCGUACAACGACCUGGUGAAGGAGGAGCUGAACAUAAUCCAGGGCGCGCUGGAGCUAAGGACUAAGACCGUGGAGGACGUGAUGACGCCGCUGAGAGAUUGCUUCAUGAUCCCGGGCGAUGGCACCCUCGACUUCAACACCAUGUCCGAGAUCAUGAAGAGCGGCUACACGCGCAUCCCGGUCUACGAGGGCGAGCGGUCCAACAUAGUGGACCUGCUCUUCGUCAAGGACCUGGCCUUUGUGGACCCGGAUGAUUGCACGCCGCUCAAAACCAUCACUAAGUUUUACAGCCACCCGCUGCACUUUGUGUUCAAUGACACCAAGCUGGACGCGAUGCUGGAGGAGUUCAAGAAAGGAAAAUCCCACCUGGCCAUAGUUCAGCGGGUGAACAAUGAGGGGGAAGGAGACCCUUUCUAUGAGGUCCUGGGUAUCGUCACCCUGGAGGACGUAAUUGAGGAAAUCAUCAAGUCCGAGAUCCUGGAUGAGACUGACUUAUAUACUGACAACAAGACGAAGAAGAAAAUCACCCAUCGGGAAAGGAAGCAGGAUUUCUCGGCCUUCAAGCCUACCGACAAUGAAAUGAAGGUUAAAAUAUCACCUCAGCUUCUGCUGGCUACCCUGCGUUUCCUAGCAACAGAGGUGGAUCCUUUUGCACCUGUGCAAAUGUCAGAGAAGAUCCUGCUGCGCUUGCUGAAGCAUCCCAACGUCAUCCAGGAGCUGAAAUACGAUGAGAAGAACAAGCGGGCCGCUGAGCACUACCUCUUCCACAGGAACAAGCCUGUGGAUUAUUUCAUCCUCAUUCUGCAGGGGAGAGUGGAGGUGGAAGCAGGUAAAGAGGGGAUGAAGUUUGAAGCGGGACCGUUCUCCUUCUAUGGGAUGAUGUCACUGACAGCAUCACCAGUCCCUCUGUCCCUGUCUCGUACGUUUGUGGUCAGUAGAACUGAAUCAUUAGCAGGAUCUCCAGAAAAUAAAUCUCCUCCGCGGCCUUUUGGACUCAACCACUCCGAUUCUCUGAACAGGAGCGAUCGCAUCGACGCCAUCACGCCGACGCUGGGCAGCAGCAACAACCAGCUCAACUCCUUCCUGCAGAUCUAUGUACCUGACUACUCUGUCAGAGCACGCUCAGACCUGCAGUUUAUAAAGGUAACACGCCAACAGUACCAGAAUGCCGUCAUGGCAUCACGGAUGGACAAGACGCCGCAAUCCACAGACGGCGAGUUCACCAAGAUCGAGCUCACGCUGACGGAGCUCCACGAUGGCGUGGAGCCGCCGGCCAUCGUCACCACCACGGCCUGCACGGCGAGCACCGUCCCGGCCGUGUCCAUAGCUGUGUCCAAUGAGACAUCCCACCUGCUAACCCCGCAGCAGAACUGUGUGAGCCUCAGCAGGAGCAACCACAGUGCCCACAACGAGGGACCCAUUUAGCCCCCGGCGAGCCCGGUGGAGACGCAGGCCCUCCACCUUGUCUCGUGGACACACACACAGAGCGAUGAGGGAACGUGGGGCGAGUGGAAGCAGGUGGAAAAAAGGGUUUUCCUGUUCCGGCCAGUAGCCCCGUCAGUCAGUCAGUCAGUCAGUCAGUCAGUGAGACCCUUUCACAGAGGGGCCAGUGGGGGAGGACGGGUGCUGCGUCACCCUGAAUGCAUCCCACCACCCGUAUGCUGUCAGAAUCCCUGCUGUACCACACUCUCCUACAGAGGCCGCACUCUGACAGAACCUGUGACUGAGCUUCUUUUCUGGGACAAUCUGACACUUUCUUAGCAGUGACUUGGACGAGAGGAUGACUGAGUGCAUGCAAACCCCCGUCCCUUUACCCCCGCCCCACACACACACACACACACACACAUCAACACUGCACAUGCACACUCGGACUGUCACUUUUUAUCUAAAAUUUGGGAUAUUAAUUUGAACGUGGGGAAUCCUGUUAGAGUACGUAAUCACCGUCUGGUCCAGCAGAGGGCACUGUGAGCACAGCAUAGCCUCAGGUCCACUUAAGUUUUCCUUAGAUCAGGGAAAAAGAGAGGGAUGUUUUGUUCGUUUUUUAGCCUCCUGAGCAGACAAUCACGACACCAAAGCAUCUGAAAAGCAGCAACGUGGAAACGUUUCAGGUUCUGGGAAAAGUCUGCAGACUCGCCUGUGAGUGAGGCAGAGGAGGCAGCACAAGCAGUGUUCAACCUCAUGUGACUAGAGUAUCGAUAAAGUUGUCACUUUUUUUGUCAGUGUGGGCGGAGGAAAUAUCUAAAUAUCUGCAAUAGGCGGGGUACACAGGGCCUCAUAUAGAGAGACAAACAACCAUCCACUCUCACCCUCACACCUACAGUCAAUU
Solea senegalensis (Senegalese sole) is the source of this 3603-nucleotide messenger RNA. It is a transcript of the gene cnnm2b, whose product is annotated as cyclin and CBS domain divalent metal cation transport mediator 2b. Gene Ontology annotation, cellular component: plasma membrane. The record is from RefSeq and is a predicted model, not a curated record. Lineage: Eukaryota; Metazoa; Chordata; Actinopteri; Pleuronectiformes; Soleidae. Gene Ontology annotation, biological process: magnesium ion homeostasis; transport. The coding region runs from base 150 to 2702 and encodes 850 amino acids. The transcript is spliced from 8 exons. Gene Ontology annotation, molecular function: magnesium ion transmembrane transporter activity.